Molecule: messenger RNA, 6164 nt
Organism: Eleginops maclovinus (Patagonian blennie)
Lineage: Eukaryota; Metazoa; Chordata; Actinopteri; Perciformes; Eleginopidae
Gene: camk1da
Product: calcium/calmodulin-dependent protein kinase 1Da
Exons: 11
Coding region: 113-1399 (428 amino acids)
Biological process (GO): peptidyl-serine phosphorylation
Cellular component (GO): cytoplasm; intracellular anatomical structure
Molecular function (GO): calcium/calmodulin-dependent protein kinase activity; calmodulin binding; ATP binding
Source: RefSeq, a predicted model, not a curated record
GAGCACACAGUCAGCGCGGCGUCAUUGCUCUCAUCUCCUGCGGUCUACCUUUCCUGUUUCCCCGCAGCUCCGGGUCGGUCAGUCGGUCGGACUUGGCCGGAGAAGCAGCGCCAUGGCUCGGGAGAACGGAGACACCGGUAGAGGAGAGACGUGGAAAAAACAGGUCGACGACAUCAAGAAGAUUUUUGAUUUUAAAGAAGUCCUCGGCACAGGAGCAUUUUCUGAGGUCGUCCUGGCCCAGGAGAAGCUGACGAGCCGGAUGUUUGCGGUGAAGUGCAUCCCUAAGAAGGCGCUGAAGGGGAAGGAGAGCAGCAUCGAGAAUGAGAUCGCCGUUUUAAGAAAGAUCAAGCAUGAGAACAUCGUGGCCCUGGAGGAUAUCUAUGAGAGUCCUGACCACCUCUACCUGAUCAUGCAGCUGGUGUCCGGUGGUGAGCUGUUUGAUCGAAUUGUGGAAAAAGGGUUCUACACGGAGAAAGAUGCGAGCACGCUGAUCCGACAAGUCCUGGACGCUGUGAACUACCUGCACAAGCAGGGCAUUGUGCACCGAGACCUGAAGCCAGAGAACUUGCUGUAUUUUAAUCCCCAAGAUGAGUCAAAGAUCAUGAUCAGCGACUUUGGUCUUUCCAAGAUGGAGGGCAGUGGGGAUGUCAUGUCCACAGCAUGCGGCACGCCGGGAUAUGUGGCUCCAGAAGUUCUCGCCCAGAAGCCGUACAGUAAGGCAGUGGACUGCUGGUCCAUCGGAGUGAUCGCCUACAUCCUGCUGUGUGGUUACCCUCCGUUCUACGAUGAGAACGACUCCAAGCUUUUUGAACAGAUCCUGAAGGCGGACUACGAAUUUGAUGCUCCGUACUGGGACGAUAUAUCAGACUCAGCGAAGGAUUUCAUCGGCAGUCUGAUGGAAAAAGAUCCAGACAAGCGUUUCACCUGCGAUCAGGCACUCAGACACCCCUGGAUUGCUGGGGAUACAGCACUCUGCAAGAACAUCCAUGAGUCAGUGAGCCGGCAGAUCAGAAAGAACUUCGCCAAGAGCAAAUGGAGGCAAGCGUUCAAUGCCACCGCCGUGGUUCGGCACAUGAGGCGGUUGCAACUUUGCAGCAGCAUGGGAAGCAGCAUGGACGCCUCCAACCUGCCGACCAGGCCGAACCAGACGCCCCGGCCGGUCCAAAGCCAGAGCCAGCCAGCUCAGAGCCAAAGCACGGGCCAGGCGAUGCAGAACCAGAGCGCUAAAACAGCCGCUAGCACAGAAAACAACGUAGCAGCUCCCCACAAGGACAAUGCUGCUGCACCGGUCACUCCCUGCAGUCUGGCGUCUGCAGCCUCCUCUCCCCCUGCCGGGGCAGAUCUGACCCGUCAGCACCCCACGGUGGUCACCCCCCCGAUGCUCACAGAGACCAAGUGACGCCAGGUCCCGCGGAGAACUAGCUGGGAGGCCACAGCACUGUGAGGUAGAGAGACAGAAAGAGACGGAGGAAGACUUUGUUUCUCCCUCUCCUCACUGCAUUUCCCCCAGCAAGUUCCCCGCCCUGCACCCUGGAGAGCAGAGGACUUUACCUCCACCCCCGCUGAUACUGUAUGCCCACUGCUUCCCCACCAGGACGCCAUGUUGGAUUCCUCCAGCCACAGCAACAUAUGGCGACUGACAUUACGAGGAUGUUUGGAAGCCCAGCUUGGAUUGGUUGCUGGUUAAGUAUUUGGGGCGUCGCUGGCACAAGCUAGAGCCUUGAUUGUUGGUUUACGGUGCGGGCCGUGUUAUCACAUUAUUUAACUUCAAGUUCCUUUUUGAAUCUGGUCUUUCCUGCGCCUCUUUGUUUAGCCUUUUUUCAAAAUAUGGUAUGAGUGUUGACAACUGGAUUGUUUUAUUUUAUAUAAUUGCUGUAAAUGUUAAAGAUGGUAUAAGUAAUUAUUCAAAAAGCAAGCACAUUAUUGUCAAAUUGAUCUUGCGACUUUGGUCUAAUUUCUGUAAAUCAACACUACAAUUGGCAGCGGAAUGUGACCUGGUGACUGUGUGUAAUUCAGAGGCUGAUAGGUCUUCUUAAAUCAUUUUACUAAUGUAGCAGCUAAUGUAACAACUAUUCAUUCAUGUCAAAAAGCUACAUAUAUCAUCUUUAAGGUGUUUUAUAUGUCCUUAUGGGCAUUUUUGUGUUUGUGCUUUAAGAAGUGCUUUAAAAGUACCAUACGACUGUUGAAAUGUGGAACCAUGAGUAAGCGCUUUAUGUACACUACUAUACGUUAGCUUGGCCUUCCUUUACAGGCGGGGCAGUAAAGUUUGAAGACAGCCACAAAACACAUGAUACUUCACUGACUAUGUCCCACAUGGAUCCUCAGAGUAUUUGACCUGUGUGAUGAAAAUCCAAGAUGGAGAAGCUGUUGGCUGCUGGUCCUGCGCCUUCUAGAGAAGCCAUGAUAUCACCCUUUAGCAUCAUCAAGCUGCACCCAGUUCAGAAGUGCUCAGGGAAAGCUGUGACUGCACUGUGAGCUGGUGCAAAUAUAUUUCCUGUCUAGAGUUUUUUGGUCCAGAUACGGAGCCAUCACAGUUAGGAUCUGUGGCUUACGUUGUUAGCUGUGUCCUUAUUUCAGUACUGUAAUGACUCAUCAUUUGAAUACUGUAUUCAAACUUCACGUUUAGCUCCCUUCGCAUUUGCUCUUUGCUCACCGCUUGUUUGGGGCCAGAGUUGUAUGGUUUCCUCACCUGCUAGCUUGCACUGCUUAGCACAGCAUGUAAAAAGGUCAGUGGUAACCUAAACUGAAAGUCGAAGUCAUUUGAAAUUUCAGCACUGCAACAUUUUCGAGCAAUGAGCAUUGCCAUAGUUGGGCGGUAAAGCUCACUCCGUAGAAACACACAGGCUAGCGCAGAGCCAUUUUACCGCUUGUCAUCUGAAGACAGCUUUAAACUUGGGCUUAGAUGCUUCGACCUCUAGACUCAAAGGUGUGUUUUACUCGACCCUUGUACACAGCCUUUUUUGUCCAUUUUUUUUAGUUAAUAACUCCCUGAAUCCUGGAACAGCGCAGCAGAGCUCUUUGACAAAAUUGGACAAAACUACCAAAACAACCGUAAGGAUUCGUUGGUUGUUGCUGUAUGAUCCAACAGCAGUUGUUGGGAAGACUGGUAAGCAUAGCAUAGUUCUCCAAAUUAAAUUAAAUGGUCCAACACAGGCAAAAGUGAAGUAUUUAGAUUCAUUGCAAGUAAAACAAAAAUGAAUGUAUCCUUGACACAGCUCAUGGUUGCUAGUAGUUGCUGUUAAAUGGAUCAUUAAGUUUGACUGACUUUAUUUUGAGCUGUUUUUGAUGGAGCUUUCUCCUGACUCCACAAGCUUUCACGGUCUAUGGUUACUGGUGGAAAUUUCCGUCAAGACAGAACUGUACAAUGUUGAAUGCUCACACAUAUCAGAUUGUCAUGAUGCAAUUCUUCUGAUCCCUUUAUUGUGAAAUGUAGCCAAAGACCAGUGCUAGAAACUAAGACAUUUGGUUUGUUCUACUGGGUGAAUUGGCGAAUACAGAACUAGUCAGAUAUGAAGCUGUUCGAGACUCAAGUUGACUUAAACUAAGGGCUGAACUCCAGCUGCAAAUGAAUCUGGAGAAAGAUGUUUUCACUUUGUUCCCUACUUAAUCUGUAGCCAUUUACCUUUUUUUUGUUUUAUAUACACAGAGAGCUGUUGCAAAGUGCUUAUGGCAAAAAGACAGUAAGUCAUUUUUGGCUUGUUGAGUCAUUGAGUGUGACCAGAACAAACUAUGACAAGACAUUUGUGAAUGCUAUCCAAUCUAUGUUUUCUUCAGCACCUCCUCACUCCAAUACGCACUGCAAGGACAAUUUCGUUCUGUUUGAUCUUCUGGUCUUUCUCCUGUCUCCCAAUCUGUUAUUCCCCUCUCCGUACCCUACAAACUUCCUACCCCAUCUGCAGAUCUUAGCACUUAGUCCUUUGGCUUCUUCUUCUAUCACGAUGAGACAUACAUAUGGAGUUGACAGGAGACAAAUCCUAAAGUCUGUCAGCUUUUGGUCAAAGGUUUAACUCAACCGUCCCUUAAUGUGCAUGUUCAGUAAGAAACAUGAAUCUACAUUACUUCAGGGGUUAGCGACUGUCAGUCACAGUUACGGAUAAAGCUGACGGCAACACACGUCUCACCCUGUCAUUCAUGCGGUUUUGUGAGAAGUUUUCACAAAAAUAAUUGAUCUUAAUUUAAUUUAUUUUCACAAAUAUACUUCUACUUUUUUUUAUUAUUGUCCAACACACACACGAGAUGUAUGCUGUCGAACAUACAUUGUGGAUCUUGCACUGAUAUUGAUGCAAAGACACAUUUGUUUUCCUCAUCCAGUCAAAAUAUAGUUUUAGUUCAAUAAUGGAGUUAUUAUUGUUUUACUGAGGGGAACUUUAAACCAUGUAAGGGCUUUACUUAUUAUGAUCACCUUAUUCAUUGUAACCAUAGACAGUAAACACCCCCUUGAUUGCUAUGCAUUCUUUUUUACAGUGUGUCGCCAAAUAUUUUGGGGUAAUUAGGUUCAGGAAACUUCAGCACCUAUAGUUCAAAAAUAUAAAGAUAUUAUUAUUAGGGAAUAAAGAAGUGCAUUAUUAUUAUUGUUUCUGAAUGACCUCCAUUUAAAAGUGUUGUUCGCGGUUUUCUGUGGGGAAAAAAAAGAUAUUAUAGAAUGGUCAGCCAACACUGUAAGUAUAUGUUUCUUUAAUGGGAACUGGACAUUUGAGUUACCAACAGAAAGAGGGUUCAGUAUAAUGCUGCUCUGGGGCUUUAUGUCUGCUCUCUCAAGUUUCAUGAAUGAAUCUUAACAUGUAAAAGAUGCUACUGUAAAUAGAUUGUGAAUAUGAAUGAUCAUUUUCAAGAUAAUAUUUACCAAUGUUUUGCUGUUCAGGCAUGUGAGAGGGAGUGAGUGUGUCGAGGAAAGUUGAUUGUAUUCUCAAUAGAAUGUUUAAUGUUAAAAUAGGGUCAGUCUGCUGUCACUUAUACUGUCCCACAUGAGACUGAGAGCUACACAGUGCCGCGUAACGCCAUCACUGUUGCAGCAUCAUGUCAGUCAUCAAGUGAAGCAUCUUUAACUGAACUCAGGCUGUCAUAUCUGCCAUUAUAAAGGAAGAAAUCCAAAGCUGUGACCGACUCAGACACACUGUUAAGGAGGAGCGGCGCUCGUCCACCCUUUCGCCUUUUUUUUUUAAACAACACGCUAUCACAAAAGAUAAAAAAACACAACCAUGCGUGUUUGCAUAAUCUUAUAUGCCCUUGUAUGAUGUUAGUAUCUGUAUUAUGUUAAAAGGUACACAGGUAGAGAUAUCCCAGUUCAUCUAGCAGCAGAGUUUCACUUCCACAAACAGUUUCCAUUGUUAGAAAUAUUCGGGCUAAAUAGCAUUUAUCCAGAGAACAAAAUGCUGCUUAUCGGAGCGAAUUCCAGCUGAUUCCCUUCAUACAUGAAUGACAUGGAAAGAAAGUAAAUUAUUAAUUUUCAUUGUAAUUGUAUGACAGGGAAUAUUGCCUUUUCAUUUAUUCAUGACAUAAGAAAUGACUAAAUUAACUUACCAAGGACAUGACGCUAUUAGCUUGUAUAGCUUAAACUGGGGCUUCUUAGCUAGCCGUUGAUGUUAUGCUGAGGUUUACACAGUGAAAUAUAUUUGCGAACUUCUACAUCUGAACCUGUAUUGAAAUUUGACAAAGAUGUUACUUAUAUGUAGGUUAUGCGAAUACUUGAUAAAGUUGGUUGCCAAAUGCUUCAAUAGUCACAACAUUGUCUCAUAGCGUUAGAGUCGCUAGGUUUGUUAGCUGUUAUGCUAGCAGCUGCUAACGGAACUAGUGAGAGCAGCUCUACCUCUGAAAACUGUGUGUGGGACUAAAACUUGAUACAUGCUGCUGUGAGGGACCCUGUGUCUCCCUGUGGGUUUCGUGUACAGAGCCGGCGUAUUGUAUUUACUCUCUGCAUGUGACCACAAUAAGCUCCCAUCUUGUGCUUCGCCGUCACUCAGACGACACCCUCCUUCCUCAGAGCGGGCAUCGCCUGCGGCACUAAUUGUGCUACGAUGUUGAUGAAGACGACUCUUUGUUAAUGGGGCUUGUAUAUCAGAUGCCUUCGACAAUCAUGUGCACAUAUCAAAGUUACCAUGAUGACACAGGCCAGAGCGACUGAUUGUGUUUGUCUUUGUCCUUAAAUAAAUCCUGAAUGGUCGAAA